GAGAGAGGGUGAUAGAGAGAGAGAGAGAGAGAGAGAGAGGGAGAGGGAAAAAUGGGAUCGGCGUUUGAUGAGAAGGAUUAUUUAGCAUGCUGUGGAAGCACCAAAUUCGCAAAAGAAAUGGUCUCGGCUGGCCCUUUUUCCAGUUACGAUCACCUUGUGAACGCCGCCAGAGAUAUCUGGUUCAACAAGGUUGAUGUGAAUGGUUGGCUCGAAGCGUUCGCGGGUCAUCCUCAGAUUGGUCAAAGUCCUUCCUCUAGCAACAAAACCCCCAUCAGUGCCCAGUGGAGCAAAGGAGAACAAUCAACUGCUUUGGCCACUGCUACUGAUUCUAGCUUACAGGAACUAUCUGAUUGGAAUACUCAGUAUUGGCAGAAGUUUGGGUUUGUUUUUCUGAUAUGUGCAUCUGGACGGACCACCUCUGAAAUACUUGCUGAGCUCAAGAAACGUUACCUAAACAGACCAAUUAUUGAGUUUGAGAUCGCAGCCAAAGAACAAAUGAAAGUAACUGAGCUACGUCUUUUCAAACUCUUCUCAAAUGUAACUACUGCUGCUUCAGCCAACAAUGCUGAGUACAGUGCAGGUGUUGCAUCAAAGGCAGAAGAUCGAAUGAGCAUUGUUGGAGCACAUUUGACUGCUGUAUCUGAAAAGCCUACUGGGAAACCAUCUCAAAUUCCAGCAAGGACUCGCCCUCCCAUCACAACCCAUGUUUUGGAUGUUGCGCGUGGUUCUCCUGCUGCAGGUAUUGAAGUACAGUUGGAGAUGUGGAAAGGCAAUCAACCCCGUCCAGUGUUUGGUGAUAAAGAUGUAGGCAGUUGGAUAUUUCGAGGGGUUUCAACUGCAGACAAAGAUGGACGAAGUGGCCAAUUGAUAAAUGUGACCGAUGUUGUGAAUCCUGGUAUAUAUCGAAUAAGUUUCAACACGGGCAAAUACUGCCCGGAUGGAUUUUUUCCGUAUGUCUCAAUUGUGUUUGAAAUUAGGGAGUCGCAGAAGUGGGAGCAUUUUCAUGUUCCUCUGCUGCUUUCUCCUUUCUCCUUCUCCACAUACCGUGGAAGCUAGGUUUUUUUAAGGUCAUUGACAAGUUGUUGUAAUAAGAGAUGUGUAAAGCUCUUAUAAUUCUGUGUAAAUGAUAGUAAGGGAUUGGCUUUGUUUUAUGAAGUUGUGUUGUUCAAUGCUAUUUAGUACUGGAAAAUAUUCACCAAGCA
Molecule: messenger RNA, 1202 nt
Organism: Ilex paraguariensis (yerba mate)
Lineage: Eukaryota; Viridiplantae; Streptophyta; Magnoliopsida; Aquifoliales; Aquifoliaceae
Source: the annotation of a GenBank genome assembly